Molecule: messenger RNA, 837 nt
Organism: Arctia plantaginis
Lineage: Eukaryota; Metazoa; Arthropoda; Insecta; Lepidoptera; Erebidae
Source: the annotation of a GenBank genome assembly
AUGGAUUACAAAACCACGUUCCUGCUUGUAACCUUUUUGGUGGGGAGCUUUGCUCUCCAAGAGCCUGAAAAUGACUACUUCUUCUUUCGUCACGAUAUUAGUUCCCGUAUCGUUGGCGGAACCCCAGCAGCUCCUGGAAGUCACCCUCACAUGGUAGCUUUAACCAGUGGCUUCCUGAUCAGAACAUUCAUCUGUGGAGGAUCUCUUAUCUCGCAACGCACUGUCUUGACUGCCGCUCAUUGUAUUCGCAACCCCAGCACAGGCGGUGUUAUCAGAGACAAUAACCUACGUGUAACCGUCGGCACCAACGCCUGGAGAUACGGCGGUUCGCAGCACCGCGUAUCUCGCCUGGUGAUGCACCCUGCCUACCACCACCCAACUAUUAAGAAUGACAUCGCUGUUGUCACCACCAGCACUGUUGUUGCUGUGAACAACAACGUGCGACCUGUAGCCCUGUCAUUCGAUCACGUUGGCAGCAAUGUUCCUGUCCGUGUUGCUGGCUGGGGCGCGCAGAGAAGGGGUGGUUCUGUUUCUUACAGUCUUCAAGAAGUGAACCUCUCCACCCUCGACAGUCAAGAGUGCGUGAGAAUUAUAAGACAGGCGGCUCUUGAGGCCGGUUAUAAUUUACACUCAGACCCCAGAGUCGAGAUCUGUACCCUACGUGGUGUUGGACUCGGUACUUGUAACGGUGACUCCGGAUCUGCCUUGAACCGUAUAGACAAUGGUCGACAGAUCGGAAUCGUGUCCUGGGGCUUCCCAUGCGCUCGUGGUGUACCUGACUCGUUUGUGCGUAUCAGCGCCUUCAGGGAAUUUAUCCAGGCUAACCUUGUCUUAUAA